Messenger RNA from Varanus komodoensis (Komodo dragon), 3581 nucleotides. RefSeq names its product MALT1 paracaspase (gene MALT1). Bases 116 to 2545 code for a protein of 809 amino acids. Gene Ontology annotation, molecular function: cysteine-type endopeptidase activity. Gene Ontology annotation, biological process: proteolysis. The transcript is spliced from 17 exons. Lineage: Eukaryota; Metazoa; Chordata; Lepidosauria; Squamata; Varanidae. The record is from RefSeq and is a predicted model, not a curated record.
UUCUUCCUUCCUUUCUGCUUCCUCGCAAAAUCGUUCGGGCUUAAGCACCGCAGUAAAUGCGAGCGCGGCGCGGCUUCUUGGAGCGAGCGAGCGGCGGAAGCCUCCUUCUCCCGGGAUGGCGUGCUCGCUGCCGGCCGCCCCCCUGCCCAUAAACCGCCUGGCGGAGCCCCUGCUGAGGAAACUCAGCCACCUGCUGGACCAGGCGGAUACGGGCAAAGGCUGGAGGGACUUGGCCCAGCUAGCCGGGAGCCAAGGCGGGGUCAGGCUGAGUUCCCUGGAAUUGGAGCAAUGUUCUCUCCAGGUGCUGGAGCCUGAAGGAAGUCCCAGCAGGAGUCUUCUUCAACUAAUGGGUGAAAGAGGCUGUACUGUGCAGGAACUGACAGAACUGCUGCAGACCCUAGAACAUAGUGAGGCAUUUCAGUGUCUCAGUCCUCCUAGUAUAAAAAUAGUAGUAGAACCAGAAUCUCACGCAGUGUUGUCUGGACAGAUGGUGAAGCUGAGCUGCUGGGCAGCUGGUUAUCCUCUUCUAUAUUAUCAGUGGUUUAAAGGUGGCAAAAUGAUUCCACAUGGGAAUUCCCCAGAACUGGUGAUCAACCAAGUGACUGCAGAGGAUGCUGGAUUUUACAUAUGCCGAGUGAACAGUGACUCUUCCUAUGAGUUCACCCAAUGGGCACAACUGGAUGUUUGUGAUAUGCAAGGAACUUAUCAUGGAAACUAUCCUGAAGUGACUGAAAAGAAAAUACAUAUUUGCAUUCAUCCACAGUCCCAAAACUUGAUGGUAGGAGAAAUCCUGGUUCUACAAUGUGGAGCUAUAGGAACCCCUAUGCCCAAGUACCAGUGGUACAGAAAUGGUUCUCCGUUGAUGAAUGGGGAUAAAAAGCUUUAUAUGGUAUCCUGUGUGGACGCUGAACAUCAAGGCACAUAUUGGUGCCGUGUUUACAAUGAUCAAGACAGUCAAGAAAGCAGGAAAGUGAAAGUCAUUAUAGGUGGAAAAUCUAUUGCAGUAGAAUGCACUGAAGAGGACUUAAGUGGCCUUGGAAGGCCAGCUCUUAAAGAAGAGUCAACUGAAAGACAAUUUGCUGUAGACAAAGUUGCACUGUUGAUGGGCAACAUGAGCUAUUGUAAUCACCCCAAGCUCAAGGCUCCAUUGGUGGAUGUUUAUGAGCUGACCAACUUGCUGAGGCAGCUGGACUUCAAAGUGGUUUCCUUACUAGAUCUUACUGAACCUGAGAUGCGAAAUGCAGUAGACGAAUUCUUACUGCUUCUGGACAAAGGAGUCUAUGGCUUAUUAUAUUAUGCUGGCCAUGGCUAUGAAAACUAUGGUAACAGUUUUAUGGUUCCUAUCGAUGCCCCAAAUCCUUACCGAGCUGCAAACUGUCUAUGUGUACAAAACAUUCUCAAACUGAUGCAAGAAAAGGAUACUGGUCUCAAUGUAUUUUUACUGGACAUGUGCAGGAAAAGGAAUGAAUACGACAAUACCAUUCUCAUCUUGGAUGCUCUGAAGGUUACAGCCAACAUUGUUUUUGGAUAUGCCACGUGCCAGGGAGCAGAAGCUUUUGAAAUUCAACAGUCUGGAUUAGCCAAUGGGAUUUUCAUGAAAUUUUUGAAGGAACGCUUAUUAGAGGACAAGAAGAUUACUGUGCUGCUUGAUGGUGUAGCUGAAGAUAUGGGCAAGUGUCACCUUACCAAAGGCAAGCAGGCUUUGGAGAUUCGCAGCAGUUUAUCUGAGAAGAGAGCAUUAACAGAUCCUAUUCAGCAAACAGUAACUUCAGCAGAGACAUUGGCACGGAAUCUGCAGUGGGCAAAAGCUCAUGAGCUUCCUGAAAGUAUGUACCUUCAGUUUAAAUGUGGUGUUCAAAUUCAGCUUGGGUUUGCAGCAGAAUUCUCCAAUGUCAUGAUCAUCUACACAAGGAUCAUAAAGAAACCACAGGAAAUAACUGUUUGCAAUGCUUAUGUCACAGAUUUUCCCCUUGACUUGGAUGUGGACCCUAAAGAGGCAAAUAAGGGGACUCCUGAGGAAACUGGCAGCUAUUUGCUUUCAAAGGACUUGCCCAAACAUUGUCUCUACACUAGAAUAAGUUCACUACAGAAGCUAAAGGAAGACUUAACCUUCUUGAUUUGCCUACACUAUGAAUACACAGGAGUAGAUGAUGUUGUGGAAGAAAGGCAGGUGGUUAACAUCGGCAAGCCACUCAUUGCUAAACUGCGCAUUCAUCAAGGAUUCCGGAAGAACAGCUGUAUGCAGAGCUGCUCUGGACCCAACAGGCCUUGUUUUGCUCAGUCAUCUGGUGCCGAAGCAGCCGGACAUUUCGCCUGCCAUUGCAGUCAGCAGCCCUGUUCCUACGCAGGCUUUCCCCAGUCGAGCCCUGCUUGCUCAGGGAGUGUUCUGCAGCCAGCAAAGUGCCAUUGCAGUAUGACUCCAGAUAGUUUAAUUGCAUGGCAGUCGCCAUGGCCGUAUUCAUCCAAUCCAAGCCAGAGCAAUAUACCAGUGGAGACAACCGAUGAACUGGAAUCCGAUUUCUCCGGAAGCAUAAGGCUGUCUUAACAGUGGUGCCAAUCUUGAUGUGGCAGUUUCCUGGCAAUAUUCCCCAGUCAGUGAGUUGUAGCUACUGUGUAUCUUAGGUUCUGAGACAAGGGCAUUACCAUCUGUAGAUAAGAUUGAGUUGCAUCCAGACAAAAUUAUUCCCAUGUAGGUCUUACUGAAAUUAAUGGGACGUAGAUGACUAAAUCUGGAUCUAACCCACUGGGAAUGCACACUCACAUUAAAAAAAUGUUUUAGAUAAAGACAGGAAAAACUUGCAGCUCCAUUCUAAGAGGUAUUCCUUUGUUACACUUGGAAUGAAGAAACUGCAGGUCAUAUGGGAUUACUGCAGUAAAGAAGAGUGUGGUUGAGGCAGGCAUUUGCCUGACUGCAGGUCUUGAAUGUGGCUCAUGGAAAAGCAAGGCAGCAGGACUUCAGACCUGCACGUUAAAUCCAACCCUCCUGGGUUUUCACAUUGCCUCCCACCCACACCGAUUUCCAGGUGGCGACACCCCUUUAGGACCAUUGAUGGUUUGGUGCUUUCCUGGUUUCACUGAGAAACCACAAUGGAUGCUUAUAGUGCACUGAUCUGAACAACCUCAGUGAAUGUUGACAUUUAGUGAUGAUCUUCUCGAAUUAUAAAGCUUUUAGAUUUUAAGAUUCUAGGAAGCUGGCAGGAAAUGUCAGUGAAUUUUAUCAUUGGCAAAUGUCAAGGCCAUGCACAAGAACCUUUGGUAAGUGUGGGUUAUAUUCAUUUCUGUCAUUUACUGGUAAAUGAUGGGACAGUGACACAGAUACUGAAAAUAAUAAUCUCUAAAUGGUUGCCAACUAUUAUCCUUAAUGGGAAGGUGGGAUGGGGUUUCCUGGGUGUUGUAGGCCUUUAUGUUGUGUAAACUAGCAUACAAUUGUGCCAUUAAGCACCAAAUUGCAUUCAAUAAACUUUACUCCUGUCAUUUACUGGUAAAUACUGGUAUUUACUAAACCAGGCUAAGAAAUGGCAUGUGGUUAACUGCUUUUAAGGGGUUUUCUUGCACACAUUAUGAUUUUGGUUAUUUGGUUG